Molecule: messenger RNA, 2280 nt
Organism: Spea bombifrons (plains spadefoot toad)
Lineage: Eukaryota; Metazoa; Chordata; Amphibia; Anura; Pelobatidae
Gene: ZCCHC8
Product: zinc finger CCHC-type containing 8
Exons: 14
Coding region: 19-2172 (717 amino acids)
Cellular component (GO): catalytic step 2 spliceosome
Molecular function (GO): RNA binding; zinc ion binding
Source: RefSeq, a predicted model, not a curated record
CCAACAGGAAGCUGGAAGAUGGCGGAGGUGGAUUUUGGGGGCAGUGAGCUGUUCGAGCAGUUGGAUGAGGAUACGCCGGCGCAGCCCGUUCACCUUCGCUUUGACGAGGCAACCGACAAUGAAGAGGAGCCCAGCGGGAUCCGGGAACAGCUCGCUCAAUGCGAGGAGACGAUAAACCAACUGAGAGCGGAGAAUGAUGAGCUAAGAAGAAAGCUGUCCAUGCUGAGCAGACCAAGCGGUCUGUCUUUGGAUGAUAAAUUCAAUGGGCCUUUGUUGCAGAUCUUAUUCAUGAACCACGUGGUUUCCAAGCAAUACCAUCAAGAAAUUGAAGAUUUUAUAACACAUUUAACUCAAAAGUAUGAAGAGCAUCAAAAAUCAAAUCCCGAGAAAACGUCAUUUAAUCUUAAACCCCAGCCGUCUAGUAUUCUACUAGAAGAAAAUGGUUGCUCCAGUGUGGAUACAAUUAAGAAAAUAAAAGAUGCCUUCAGUGUUGUCGGCAGUGUUCUGUAUUUUACCAAUUUUUGUCUGGAUAAGCUUGGUCAGCCGUUAUUAAAUGAAAACCCCCAGAUGACAGAAGGAUGGGAAAUCCCAAAAUACCAGCAAGUUUUUACUCAGAUUGUCUCUCUUGAUGGGCAAGAAGUACAAGUCAAGGCAAAGAGACCAAAACCAUGCUGCUUCAAUUGUGGUUCAGAGGAUCAUCAGAUGAGGGACUGCUCAAAACCACGCGAUCUUGCCCACAUCAACAUGAAGAGAAAAGAGUUCAUGGAUGCAUGCGGAGACUCCGGCAGCCAGAACCAACAGCAGCGGUAUCAUGCUGAUGAGGAGAGGUUUGGCAAAUAUAAACCUGGAGUCAUUAGUGAUGAGCUUCGAGAGGCCCUUGGUAUAUCUGAGAGCUGCCUGCCCCCGUUUAUAUAUCGGAUGCGUCAGUUAGGUUACCCUCCAGGAUGGCUAAAGGAAACCGAAAUGGAGCAUUCUGGGAUUUCCCUUUAUGAUGGAAAAGGCUGUAGUGAUGGCGAGUUGGAGGACGGAGAGUCUCGAACAAAUAAACAUCUGUCUUAUGAUGUCUCUAAAUUAAUUAGCUACCCUGGUUUUAAUACACCUGCUCCUCACUGGAUGGCCGACGACUGGCAAAGUUUUGGCUCGAUCCCUAUGCAGCCGGCUCAUCACAAAGAGGCUUUUGCAAAGUACCUGACACACAACUUUCCUGCACAAAGCCGAAAUAGUAACCACAAAAGAGCAUCUUCCUCUCGGACUGGGUCCUCAAGAAGAAAAAAGGCAAAGAGUUCUGGAAAUCACACAGAAGAAUCCCCAGUGGAUAUGGAUGUAGAGUCAGGUAAUGUGGACAUGAGCUAUGGCUCUCCUCCUCACAAAGGUUUCAAGUUUCAGCCCCCUCUUCCACCUGGAUCUCCAUCAUUUGGUACUCCACCCCCUUUGCCACGUGGAACACCGCCAUCUACACCACCCAACUUUAUUCCGCCCCCUCCACCAACACCUACUCCACCGCCUCUUCCUAAAGGCACACCUCCACCUACCCCCACAGGAGCUUCUCCAAUGGCUCAGGGCAGGGGUGGCUGUAGUACACAGCCGCAAGUGGUGGACUCCAUGGACGAAGACACAUUGACUCUAGAAGAGCUGGAAGAGCAACAACGUUUAAUAUGGGCGGCUCUUGAAAAUGCUGAGAGCGCAAACAGCGAUUCAGAUGUCCACACACCAUUAACUGUAAGUUCUGCCCCAUCUUCUCCUACUAGGACUGAGUUAGAACAUGUCACAGAGGGAGAGGGGAGCAUUCAAAAGCCUGGUAGAAGUUCUGAUGCUUUUCUGGAGGCUAUUGCGGAAAAACCUGAUGACGAAAGCACUCCAUUAACACCUGAAGAUGAUGAUGAUGAGCCAUCAAAGAAAGACAAUAACAUUGACUGCAAAGUCAUAGAGGGCAAUGGAUCAACAGUAAGUAUUAACAAGGAGGGAUCAGAAUUAAACGAAGAGCCAACAGAAGAGGAAGCCUGCUCUGUCCCAUCCACCCCUAACUCAGGCAUUCCAGAUAUGAGCAAGUUUGCUGCAGGGAUCACACCGUUUGAAUACGAUAAUAUGGCUGAGUCAACUGGUGUGUACUUGCGACUUAGAAAUGUGCUGAAGAACUCCCCUAGAAACCAACAGAGAGGCAAAAAUAUUUAGUAACGUUCCCAUAUGGUGGUUGCAAGGGGAAGUUAUCUUUUUUUAUUACCUUUUUUUAUUUCUAGUAUGUAUUCUGUUUUCGUUUAGGUUAAUGUAAUGCCUCAAAAC